GGAGUUGGGAAUAAAAGCUGUGAUCUUCAGCAGCCGGUGACACCAAGGGACAGCAGUGACCUUGCAUGACUGAGGAAAUGAAGGAGCCACAGCUAGGCCCCCUGGGGUGUCUAGGCCGCGGCCACACCCCUCUUGUGCUGAAGCUACUCUUCUUCAUCUUCUUCUCCGGGCUCCUGCUGGCCAUUCUCAUCCAAGUCUUCAAAGUCCCCAGCGAUCAAGGACAGUCCAAGCAAGAGGAGAUCUACCAGGAGAUGAUUCAACUGAAGGCUGGAGUGGACCGCUUGUGCCGGCCCUGCCCCUGGGACUGGACGUCCUUCCUAGGAAACUGUUACUUCUUCUCCAAGUCCACCCGGAACUGGACGGAUUCUGUCAUCGCUUGCAAAGAAACGGGGGCCCAGCUGGUUGUCAUCAAAAGUCAUGAGGAGCAGAACUUCUUGCAACUGAUCUCCAAGAAUAAAGGCCACACGUGGAUGGGGAUGUCAGACCUGAACACAGAAGCCACAUGGCACUGGGUGGAUGGUUCACCCCUGUUGCCUGCCUUCAUGAAGUACUGGAACCCGCAGGAGCCCAACAACCUGGGGGAGGAAGACUGUGCGGAGUUUGACGGCAACGGGUGGAAUGAUGACAACUGUGACGUCAACAACUUCUGGAUCUGUAAAAAACCAGCAGCGUCCUGCCCCAACCAAUGAUGGCGGCCGGCCCCUUGCAGGGAACUCUGACCCUGAGCUGUGCAACCCGCAAACAGUUUAAGACAGCACCCAGAAUGCGGAGAGCUGCCGUGCUAGGGUUUAAAACAGACAGCUCUGGAGAGGGUGAAGAGACCGGGGUGCCACCCCACCCCACCCCUUUCCUUGGGCUGGCAGCUAUGCCAGGGACUUUGACAACUGAAGUUUGGGCUAAAUAUAUGGACACAGUGUCUGGACUUCCCCUGGGCUGCAGUCUCCUGUCUCACAAGAAUAAGGACAUCAGUGUCCCACAAACUCUGUUUUAGCUCUGGUUGUCAUAUUAAUCUAGAUGCUUUAUGGGUUGCAUGUAUCCAUGGUAACCUUCCCUGUGUCAGCUCAACUAAAUAUGCUUGCUUGUGGGGAUUGGGGAUUCGGGGUCCCUGGUCCCCGCUGAUUCUCAUCUCCCCCCCCCCUCCUCCUCCUCCUCCUCCCCCUUCUUCCCUCCCUCUCCCUCCCUCUCUCCCUCUCUCCCUGUCUUUUCUAAUUUUCUUCCUCCCAGUAUCCCAUUGCACUGCCUUGAUUAUGAUCAGCCCAUUCCUCUCCCACAAUCCCUUACAGCUUGGUCCUUCCAACCUCCCUGCGGGGUGGUGGCAGAAACAUCUGUCAUUUCCACCCAUUCUUUAAUCCCUCGCCAUUUGUGUGGAGAUCUGGACCCUGAACUCACAGUUCUGGACUCUUCCCUGCGAGACUCCCCCAAAGGGAUGGACCACUGAGAUCUUUUCCUCCUCUGCUUUCCAGGUUCCUUUUGUCCUACUGGUUGUAGUAGGACAUCUUUGCAGGUCAGUGGAAGAGGCAGGGGUAGGCUUCACACGUGCUCUGGGUAUGUUCCAUGAAACCAGCUUUGCUGGGUCCAAAGGGUUUGCUUUCAUGUUAAAGUACCAUCACCAUCCAGCCCAAGUGGUAUCCAACUAAAUACAGUCCUUCCCCACCCCCCCUCCAUGUACCUUACUCUAGAAGUCUCCGCCCAACACCUGUGUUACCUAGGUGACCAGCACACCUGGGGGCAGUCACCUCUCCUUUCUCUGAGGUCACAUCCUGGACCUCCCUGGUCACCCCUCCUUCAGACCUUAGGAGGGUCCCAGACUCUGAGAUCACAUCAGCGUCAUCCUCCCCGCCCCCUUCCACUUAACCCCAAUCUGGCUAGGUGUUAGCCCCCUUCUGUGCGCACCUCCACCUCAUGCAGGGCUGGCAGUUCCGAAUAAACUUUUAUUUUUUCUGCCUGAA
Messenger RNA from Dipodomys spectabilis (banner-tailed kangaroo rat), 1949 nucleotides. Its product is annotated as CD209 antigen-like protein E. NCBI's taxonomy places the organism in Eukaryota, Metazoa, Chordata, Mammalia, Rodentia, Heteromyidae. The transcript is spliced from 6 exons. The record is from RefSeq and is a predicted model, not a curated record. The coding region runs from base 66 to 689 and encodes 207 amino acids.